GGUAUGCCUGGAUGUCCCUGCCUCGGCUGUGGUAUGGCGGGCCAAAGGCUCCUCCUCUUCACUGCUCUUGCCCUGGAGCUCCUGGGAGGGGCUGGAGGUACCCAGCAGGUCCCCCGGAGCCGGGGGUCUGCAGCAGCCUGUCGCCUGGACAACAAGGAGAGCGAGUCCUGGGGGGCCCUGCUGAGUGGGGAGAGACUGGACACCUGGAUCUGCUCCCUCCUGGGCUCGCUCAUGGUGGGACUGAGUGGGGUCUUCCCACUGCUCGUCAUUCCCCUGGAGAUGGGGACCAUGUUGCGCUCAGAAGCUGGGGCCCGGCGCCUGAAGCAGUUGCUCAGCUUUGCCUUGGGGGGACUCCUGGGCAAUGUGUUUCUCCACCUGCUGCCAGAGGCGUGGGCCUACACGUGCAGCACCAGCCCUGGUGGUGAGGGGCAGAGCCUGCAGCAGCAACAACAGCUGGGUCUGUGGGUCAUCGCCGGCUUCCUGACCUUCCUGGCACUGGAGAAGUUGUUCCUGGACAGCAAAGAGGAGGGGACCAGUCAGGCCCCCACCAAAGAGCCCGCUGCUGCUGCCGUGCUCAAUGGAGGCCACUAUCUGGCCCAGCCGGCGGCAGAACCCGGCCUGAGCGCCGUGGUCCGGAGCAUCAAAGUCAGUGGCUACCUCAACCUGCUGGCCAACACCAUAGACAACUUCACCCAUGGGCUGGCGGUGGCUGCCAGCUUCCUUGUGAGCAAGAAGAUCGGGCUCCUGACCACCAUGGCCAUACUCCUGCAUGAGAUCCCCCAUGAGGUGGGCGACUUUGCCAUCCUGCUCCGGGCCGGCUUUGACCGAUGGAGCGCAGCCAAGCUGCAGCUCUCGACUGCCCUGGGGGGCCUGCUGGGUGCCUGCUUCGCCAUCUGUACACAGUCCCCCAAGGGAGUAGGUACGGGCGUGGUGGGUGGUGCUGGCAGGUGGUGUUCAGCAGAAGGGCCCAGCCAAGGGCACAGCCGCCCCGCCCCUGGUAUCCAGGCCGGGUUCUGCCCCAUUACCCUUGCGGGGGGUUGGGGGGGUGCGGUCUACCGGUGCCCGGGGAGCCCAGCCAGGCAGCCUUCUCCUCCCACUGCAGAGGAGACUGUGGCCUGGAUCCUGCCCUUCACCUCCGGAGGUUUUCUCUAUAUCGCCCUGGUGAACGUGCUGCCUGACCUCCUGGAGGAAGAUGACCCGUGGCACUCCCUUCAGCAAGUGCUUCUGCUCUGCACGGGCAUUGUGGUGAUGGUGCUGUUCUCGCUCUUCGUGGAGUAACCCUCCCUGACACCCCAACCCCGCACAGCAAUAAGACUCAAAUUUGCUCUGUGACUGUGCGUGCGUGCGUGCGUGCGUGCGAGUACGUGUGUGCAUGGUAGAGGGCAAGUGCCCGAGAGCAGGCUCCGACCAGACGUGGACGGUGUGUGCACCUGUGUAUGCGAGACCGACACUGUGACCCCAGUGCCCACCCUUGCCACCCGGUCAGACUGCACCUCCCGAGGUGAGCAGUGAGGACAGAAGCACAAGCUCUCUGCAGAGGCCUCUCCCCACCAGAGCUCUGCGGGGAAUGAGAGCAGCCCGGGAGUUCAGGGCUGCGAGAGCCCCAGAGCUGCCUGCCUCCCG
Molecule: messenger RNA, 1623 nt
Organism: Condylura cristata (star-nosed mole)
Lineage: Eukaryota; Metazoa; Chordata; Mammalia; Eulipotyphla; Talpidae
Gene: SLC39A13
Product: solute carrier family 39 (zinc transporter), member 13
Exons: 8
Coding region: 4-1278 (424 amino acids)
Biological process (GO): intracellular zinc ion homeostasis; zinc ion transmembrane transport
Cellular component (GO): membrane
Molecular function (GO): zinc ion transmembrane transporter activity
Source: RefSeq, a predicted model, not a curated record